AUGUGUAGUCAACUUAACGAGUCAUGUACUCAAUGUAUUGAAAAUUCAAAGUGUGCUUACUGUAAGAAAGAUGGAACAUGUGGUGUUUUUAAAGAAUCCGUUAGCUUUUCGCCCAAAUGUGGAAUAAAUAGUUUGUACACUCCAAAAUUUAAAUGCAAGGUCACUGCUCAAACUCUACUGAUCAUUGGCUGUUCAAUUGGUGCCGUUGUACUAAUUGCUAUCGGCCUAAUUAUUUGGUGUAUGUGUAGACGUUGUGGUAGAUGUGCUAAAGAAAGAGAAUUAAAGCGAGAAGAUAGAAACCGAGUACAAAUGGAACAAAGAAAACAAGAGCAUGAAGUUCGAGUCGAGGAACGAAAAAAUGCUACAAAUCUAAUACGAUUGAAAUAUGGUAUGUAG
Messenger RNA from Didymodactylos carnosus, 396 nucleotides. NCBI's taxonomy places the organism in Eukaryota, Metazoa, Rotifera, Eurotatoria, Philodinida, Philodinidae. The record is from the annotation of a GenBank genome assembly.